AUGGACCCUCCACUGCCUCUCCAGAUCCACGUGCUGGUGGUGCUACCACCAAGUAACGAUGGACCACCGCGGAAGAAGGUCAAACUCACUCAGCACAAAACCGUGGUAUACCAGGGUCCAGUCCAUUUGGAGGCCUAUUCGGUGCCCAUGGAAUCGAUCAAGGCGUACAAGUCGCUAGAAGCGUCACUUUCUUCUCCUCAUGACACCGUUCGGCCACUGUGCCUGCUCUACGGACCCCGCCAGUUUGGAAAGACGACCAUUGCGCACCGACUGUGGAAUUUCGUCAAAGGAUUUCCAUCCGUCUUCGUCAACUUUUGCACUUUGACGCCGACAAACACGAAAUCGGAAGACACGUUUUGGGGUGCGCUUAGCCGAGGAAGCGCAGCAUCGUCACGCGAAUUCGAGGCGAUGCUCCAAGAGCGCGGGGAGCGCGUGUGGCUGGUAAUUGACGAAAUGGAUGUGAUGUUUCGCAACGAGAAGCUGACCAGUAAGUUUUUGGACGUCCUCCGCAACUGGCAAACUUCCCCUUAUUUUUUCGGAUUCCUUGGCGUUGGCACUCACGAUCUGGUAAAGCUGCCUCAGAUGCAAAGCGGACGGCGUGGUGUCGGCCCUUUUAAUCUGUGUAACCUGAUGGUCAAGGUCGAGCGUUUCUCAAGUGAACAAAUGGUUGUCUUCUUCCAGCUUAUCGAGCCGUCGUAUCCCUUCAGUGAGUCAACACGAGCAGCCAUCAUGAACUACUCUGCCGGCGCUCCCGGUGUCUUCGGGUCCUUGAUCCGGUGCUCGAUUGACCGUCUCAAGUGCACAGUGGAGCGAUACGAAUGGGAGCAUUGGCUCAAGAUCGACAGUUUCUACGCCUAUCUGGAAACAUACAAUUGGACCUACAGCCGACUGCGGGAUGAUUUGGUGGAUUUCUUGGACUAUUCGGACUGGAAAUCACUCAUCUCGCUGCUGAGGAAUUGUGACAACGGUGCGUUGGAGUUUUCAUCCCCGAUGAUGCGGCGAGUGUGCCUAGAAGCUCUACCCAUCCGUCACAUUGACGAAGUUUUAGCUGCUGAUGACCCACUCGAGCUGUUGGCUACGUCACUUCAGUAUAUGGAGACAGAUGUCAUCGGAGCGCUCAAGGGCCAAACCCCGAGUGAGUCCGCUCUCCAGUGUGAAUUGUACGAAUCGAUUCGGGGGAUUUUCACGUCGAACAGCGUUUCGACAAGGAAUAUUAUCGCAGAGGAUCGAGAGAUCGACAAGCAGCGAAGAUUCGACAUCAUUGUCAACCACGAAGUGAAGUAUGGAAUCGAACUCAGGGCAAACCUACUCACGGCUGCUGAUGUCGCUGCUGCAGUGGGGCAAGCGGAUGACUACAGGGAAUUUUUGAGAAUGGACAAGCUGUUCCUGAUUAAUUUUCUCCCACAAAGUCACGAGAUGGAGCUCGUUUAUCAAGUCGCUGAGUACCCUGCAGUACGAAUUAUCCAUGCCCGCUGUCCGGAAUCUGGGAAGAAGUACGAGGUGUUACAUGUUGAGACGCCAUAG
Messenger RNA from Phytophthora sojae, 1524 nucleotides. RefSeq lists its product as hypothetical. Bases 1 to 1524 code for a protein of 507 amino acids. NCBI's taxonomy places the organism in Eukaryota, Oomycota, Peronosporomycetes, Peronosporales, Peronosporaceae. The record is from RefSeq and is a predicted model, not a curated record. The transcript has 2 exons. Gene Ontology annotation, molecular function: ATP binding; ATP hydrolysis activity.